AAUUUGUUUUUGUUUUUGUUUUUUUUUUAAAAAUUAAAUAUCGUCUGUGUUCUUAUUUUGGCAAAUAAUGAGCUUUCGGCAAAAUCUGUAAUCUCUAAGCUGAAUCACUUGUUGUGGAGCUCUGAUUUGUUGCCGGAGCAAGAAUUUGAUCCGUCGCUUCUUUCUUUUUAAAAGCUCGACAAGUACAAAAUUGAGCUCAAACCAAAAUCGAGUCUUCUUCUAAGUCAAAUUGAAAUCAACCUCGCGCAAUUGUUCUUUGCUCUACUUGAUUCUUCGUCUUGCUUCUCCAAUUUCACCUUCGAGAUUAGUCUCUUGAUUAAAGCUUCGUAAAUGGACUACGAACCAAUUGAUAGCAGUGGAACUGAUGAUGAUCUGCCACCGUCACGAGGAGGAGGACGUGUGGCUGCUAAUGGAAGAUCUUUGAAUCUUCCUCCAUCUUAUCCAAAGAUAUAUGAUGAUGUUGCUGCUGAUAUGGAAGCUCAGAUUCACCAGAUUGAGAAGGAAGCAUAUAUCUCUGUUCUAAGAGCCUUUAAAGCUCAAGGAGAUGCUAUUUCAUGGGAAAAAGAAGGUGUAAUCACUGAGCUACGUAGAGAGUUGAGUUUAUCGAAUGAGGAGCAUAGAGAACUUCUAGGUCGUGUUAACGCAGAUGAUACAAUACGAAGGAUAAGGGAAUGGAGACAAUCUGGAGGAAUGCAACCAAGUGUGCGCAAUGCUGCUCAAGUGGUUCACGAUACAUUGCCAAGCCCUUCUGUUCCAGCUUCUAUUAAGAAGCACAAACCAAACCAGCCAAUUCCUGCUCAACCAUUCGCCAGUUCUUCACCUACUUUUCAUCCUCAAGCUGAUCCCACUCACCCAUUUGCUUCAUCCACAGCCAAACGGGGAGCUGUUCCUAUUGUCAAGGGCAAAAAGCAUAAACCAGUUUUUCCUGGUUCGUCUUCCACAAAACCCGUCCCAUACCAUCCUUCAGAUCAACCUCCACGAGGACAAGUCAUGAACAGAUUACCAAUUGUUCCUACCAGUUCAAGUGAACCCACAAACGGAACCGAUCCUGAAUCUUUUAUUGGCAAAAGAGUUAGAACAAAGUGGCCUGAAGACAAUACAUUUUACGACGCUGUCAUUACCAUGUAUAAUCCAGUUGAGGGUCGCCAUGCUUUAGUUUAUGACAUUGCAACAGCUCAUGAGACAUGGGAAUGGGUUAAUCUCUCAGAGAUAUCUCCUGGGGAUAUAGAGUGGAUAGGAGAGGAUCCUGGGGUUUGUAAUCGAUAUGGUUAUAACGGACAAGGUCAUGAACUAAAUAGAACUACCGGACCCAACAGUAUUCCACAACGAGGAAGCGGUUUGGCAAAGAACACUAUCAGAAAGGAUUUCAGAACAUCACAGAAUGGAACUGGGAAAAAGAAACAUCUCAAUAUACGAAUCCGCCAAACAAAUGUCCUAAUCAGAGAGGUGGAGAGAGUUCUUGGUUCACACAAUCCAGAUCCCCACGAAGUUGAAAGGGCUAGGAGAAUUUUGGAGGAGCACGAGCAUGCACUUGUGGGCGCAAUUGCAAAGCUUGGAAAUAUUUCCGAUGGAGAAAACGAAGGUGCAUUUCGUCAGUAGCUUAUGUUUGAAUCAAGCAAUUUUGCCAAGGCACAGUGCAAUGUGCGGUCCCUGAGGAGCCGGUGAAGAAGAGAUCGAAGGUCAAAGUCUCACCUUCUUUGAUGUUACCCUUUUUUUGGGUAUUUGACUGUAAUUUUUUGCUGACACUAGAGAUUAGCUUGACCUGGAUCUUGGUUUUGUUGGAUAUAUGUUCAAUGGAGUAGUUUCGGUAUC
Molecule: messenger RNA, 1812 nt
Organism: Arabidopsis lyrata subsp. lyrata
Lineage: Eukaryota; Viridiplantae; Streptophyta; Magnoliopsida; Brassicales; Brassicaceae
Product: protein EMSY-LIKE 4
Exons: 10
Coding region: 331-1599 (422 amino acids)
Biological process (GO): defense response to fungus
Cellular component (GO): nucleus
Source: RefSeq, a predicted model, not a curated record